AUGCUGGAAGCAGCUCGCGACCUCACGAUCGAAGCUGCUCAGUCUGCCAGCAGCAGUGGAGCCCUGCGCUCAACCGGCUCCGUGCGGAAUUCUUCGUCUGCUCAAAUCAAGAAACUGCUGGACAGUCGCAAUGAUCGGGACAUCUUGGAGGGGCUCCGCAAGGUUAUUUCGUCGAUGUACCAGUCUGAAUCGUGCUUGCAAUAUUUCUCGCCCGUUGUCAAAAACGCCGCAAACCCGAAUAUCGAGGUGAAAAAGCUGGUCUACAUCUAUCUCCUCCACCAAGCCGAAGCGGAGCCAGACCUCGCCUUGCUUUCCAUCAAUGCGAUCCAAAAGUCGCUGACAGACUCCAGCCCGCAGGUUCGGGUCAUGGCCCUGCGAACCAUGUCGGGAAUCAGGGUCCCUGUCAUCAGCCAGAUUGUUUCACUGGCCAUCAAGCGCGGCGUGGGAGACAUGAGUCCGCAUGUGCGCAAAGCCGCCGCCCUGGCUAUUCCGAAAUGCUAUCGACUCGAUCCAGGCACCCUUCCACAGCUCACGGGAUAUCUCUCGACUUUAUUAGGUGACAGCCAGUACUUUGUUGUCGGCCCCGCGGUCUCGGCGUUUCUUGAUGUUUGCCCCGAUCAGUUGGACUUGAUUCAUGAGCAUUACCGCAGCCUUGUCAAGAAGCUGGUAGAUAUGGACGAAUGGAGUCAGCUGGCUACGUUACGCUUGUUGACUGUUUAUGCAAGAAAAUGCUUCCCCCGGAAAACACAGAGAGUGAAGAAAUCCGAAGCCAAGGGAUUCUAUGACGACGAUGACGAUGCUUCGGCCAACGAGAUCACCAAUGGUGACGAGACUGGUGAAGAAGUUCUAGUGAUAGACCCUGACCUGGAGCUUUUUCUGCGUGCCUGUCGGUCGCUACUACAAAGCCGUACCUCUGCUGUGAUUGUUAGCAUCGCGCGUUGCUUUCUCUACCUCGGCACAUCCGAAUACCUGGAGAGUGCUGUUGGACCCUUAGUAGCGCUACUUCGCUGCCCGCAGGAUAUUCAGUAUGUCGCUUUAUACAAUAUCGUUGCCGUUGCUUUGAAAGCACCCAAGCCAUUUAUCAAAUACGCCUCUCACUUUUUGGUCCAUUCGAUUGACCCACCACAUAUCUGGCGCCUGAAGCUCGAGGUGCUUACCUUGAUCUUCCCGCACCUUGGAAUGCAUUAUAGAGGCAUCAUCCUUAGCGAACUCGAGCACUUCUCAAACUCGCCAGACCCUGAUUUGGUACGAGAAAGUGUGCGUGCUAUUGGACGGUGCGCGCAGAGCGACGCGCGGGCCUCAAACUACUGCUUGCGGCUUCUGUUGAGCCAGAUUUCCAGUGUUGAUGAGAAUGUUGUGUCUGAGUCCUUGACUGUCAUUCGCCAUUUAAUUCAACAAGAUCCCGGUGCUCACAAACAAACCGUGGUUCGCCUAGCUAGCUAUCUCGACACAACGGCGAGCUCUGGAGCAAGGGCCUCUAUCAUCUGGCUUGUCGGCGAAUACGCGGCUUCCGAGCUGGAGAAUAACAUUGCUCCAGACGUGCUACGCAUACUAGCCAAGGGAUUCGCGGACGAAACCGAAGAAGUCAAACAACAAAUUGUGCUACUCGCAGCAAAAGUCUAUCUCCACCACCUACUCCAAAACCCUCUUCCAGAAGAAGAACAGCAAAAGGAAAAUGCCCAACCCGAGCCGGUCCCCGGUAACGAAUGGGCAGAUACCCAGAAUGAUGAAGACAACAACAGUGACCAACACACUCCGGAACCAACUGCACCCGAGCAACAACCGGAAGAAGACCGCAUAGCGCUCCUGUGGAGAUACAUCCUCCUUCUCACGAGAUACGACACUUCAUACGAUCUUCGCGAUCGUGCACGCAUGUACAGGGGUCUCUUGUCAGACCCCCGAAACACCCAACUAGCCAGCCUACUGCUUCUCGCUCCCAAACCUGUUCCGCAUGCGCCCAGUCCAUCAGACACACGAAAGGGUCUUGUUAUUGGAACAUCUACGCUCGUCAUAGGUCCUGAUUCCGGAACCCACGGCCUGACCGGCUACGAGCCUUUGCCAGACUGGGUAUCGGCCGGACAAGAGCCCGACAGAGCCCUACGCGAUGUCGGCUUAAUGAUGGAGUCUUCUGUAGAGCGCGGAGGAAGCGCUGCGGGUUUGACGGCUGGUCAACGUUUGGAUAAGGCUGUCAAGGAACACGAGAUUAGCGUUGCGUCCGACGCCGCACGCCCGCGACAGCGUGGCGGACCAGCAGUACCGGGCGGCAGUCGGCCAGUGGAGAAAAAGAGUCUGAAUGAUUGGCUCGAAGAGGAAGACGAAGAGGAGGAAGAAUCAGAAGAAGAGGAUGAUGAUGAUUCAGAAGAAGAGUCUGGCUCUACCGAGUAUGAAACCGACUCGGAAGAGGAAAAAACAGAUUCAGAAGAAGAGGAUGACGAUGGCGAGAACGAAGAUGUCUCGGCACAGCAAGGCCUUUUGAAGAAAUAG
Messenger RNA from Talaromyces rugulosus, 2484 nucleotides. RefSeq lists its product as uncharacterized. Gene Ontology annotation, cellular component: AP-3 adaptor complex; membrane coat. Gene Ontology annotation, biological process: vesicle-mediated transport; intracellular protein transport. The transcript is spliced from 3 exons. The record is from RefSeq and is a predicted model, not a curated record. The coding region runs from base 1 to 2484 and encodes 827 amino acids. Lineage: Eukaryota; Fungi; Ascomycota; Eurotiomycetes; Eurotiales; Trichocomaceae.